Molecule: messenger RNA, 366 nt
Organism: Aureobasidium namibiae CBS 147.97
Lineage: Eukaryota; Fungi; Ascomycota; Dothideomycetes; Dothideales; Saccotheciaceae
Product: L30e-like protein
Exons: 2
Coding region: 1-366 (121 amino acids)
Biological process (GO): translation
Cellular component (GO): ribosome; cytosolic small ribosomal subunit
Molecular function (GO): structural constituent of ribosome
Source: RefSeq, a predicted model, not a curated record
AUGUCCGUCCUCGAUGCCCUCAAGGGUGUCCUCAAGAUCUCUUUGAUCCACGAUGGACUUGCCCGCGGUCUUCGCGAGGCUUCCAAGGCUCUCGACCGUCGCCAGGCACACAUGUGCGUCCUCAACGAGGCUUGCGAGGAGGAGGCCUACAAGAAGCUCAUCGUUGCCCUCUGCGGCGAGCACAAGAUCCCUCUCAUCAAGGUCCCUGAUGGCAAGCAGCUCGGCGAGUGGGCCGGUCUCUGCCAGAUUGACCGUGAGGGUAACGCCCGCAAGGUCGUCAACUGCUCUUGCGUCGUCGUCAAGGACUGGGGUGAGGAGUCGCAGGAGCGCUCCAUCCUCCUCAACUACUUCCAGACCGAGCAGUAA